Molecule: messenger RNA, 402 nt
Organism: Aspergillus costaricaensis CBS 115574
Lineage: Eukaryota; Fungi; Ascomycota; Eurotiomycetes; Eurotiales; Aspergillaceae
Exons: 3
Coding region: 1-402 (133 amino acids)
Source: RefSeq, a predicted model, not a curated record
AUGGAUGUCUUUCUCUCUUUGCCGGCCAAGAGAUGGCGUGGAAUCACAGUAAAGACAGGACGUGUAGUCAACACAAUAAUGGUCAGUAAGAAUGAAUGGACAGGAUUUCAAAUCCCAGGCUGGAAGGCAGCAGCGAUUUCGUUCGCGCACCGCGAAAUGAGAUCGCAAUGUGAAACGCCGGGCGUGGAUCACCACAUUGAAAGACCAGGGAAUUGGAGCAGAACUGAUGGAGAAGCGCCGCCGCUGGGUCUUCCCUUUGCUCCGCACGUCUUAGAUGUUGGCCAACAUCAAUGGCUUCUGAUAUUGAUAAGCAGUCGGGGGCGAUUGUCUCCCCUGCACCAAGCCGCCAAUAGCCUGACCGAGAGCUCCAGGGGUGUUCAAGCCGGACUCACCUUUGGCUAG